AUGCAAAUUGCUGGGCUCGGGCGGGAAUCGGCUCGUCUGGCCGGAAAAGCGGUUUCACAGAAUGACUUUUGCUGCUGGUCCGGCACAGAUCGUGCUCGAGCACAAGCUGCCCGACGAACGUGCACCUCGCACCGAGUGCUACAACUCAAUGCCAUCGUAGAUCAGGCCAAGGAUAGCAUGGAGCUCCCCCGUAACUCUAUAGAUGUCGCAUCUUCGAUCAUAGACAGCGGAACAGUACUUCGCAGAGACGAUGUACACCCGGCACUCGCUUUUUCACCUUGCCGGAACGGAAAAGGUGGAGAAUUUCAACAACGCUCGAGCGGGGAAGGAGCGCAGGAAAUGGUCAUCGGAAAUGAAUGA
Messenger RNA from Pseudozyma hubeiensis SY62, 360 nucleotides. Its product is annotated as cytokinesis regulator. The transcript has a single exon. The record is from RefSeq and is a predicted model, not a curated record. The coding region runs from base 1 to 360 and encodes 119 amino acids. Lineage: Eukaryota; Fungi; Basidiomycota; Ustilaginomycetes; Ustilaginales; Ustilaginaceae.